AUGGCGGCAACACGUCGCGGUUAUAUUUUUGGUGCGUUCGUGUCCAGUGUGCUUUGUGUUAUUUUGAUAAUCGUCGCUAUUUCUAGUGAUAGUUGGGUAGAGUGCGCGACGUACAAUCAAAAUGACAUUGACAGCAAGACCAGUGACACCCGAUAUGGUUUAUUUGGCGGACAGUUUAGCCUAUACUUGCUUAACACACCGUCGUACAGCACAUUGCAUAUGACAUGUAUACCUGAAAUAAACGUGUGUGCAGUCAGUUGCAAAACAGAGGCACUAGCAAGAGAGCAAGAGGUUCGAGCGUUAGCUGAAGGCUAUCGACCUAAUAUAGGAUGUGUUUCAGUUACAACUGUAAACACAAACGAUCCUUUAUCAGAGCCCCCAGUUAUAUCAUUUGGCGUAUACCUAGCUUUAGUCAUCAUAAUAUUCAUACAGUUGCUAGCUGCAGUAGCGACUGCUAUUCUAGCUAUAAUAAACGCUAUGACCAAUCCUACGGAACCCAUAUUUGGGUUACCCGGUUGUUUGUGGUCGAAUGUAGUGACAGCUGUACUAGGCAUAGUCGUUAUGCUAUUAUUUGGCGUAUACUGGGAGACGUCUGGUUUGAAGGAGCAUUUAGCCUUCUCAUUUAUAGCUUUAGGUGAUGACAAACAGAGCUCCUCUUUGGGAUUUUCUUAUUGGUUACUCAUAGUGUCAAUACUAUGCUCGGUCGCAAACGUCGCACUGAUUGAACUAAGGCGAUAUUUAUUAGAAAGAGACCCUCCACCACCCACUAUAAAAGUAGAGAAUCAUUCUGAUGGCACUAUUUUCCUUUAU
This is a messenger RNA of Brenthis ino (lesser marbled fritillary), 810 nucleotides long. Lineage: Eukaryota; Metazoa; Arthropoda; Insecta; Lepidoptera; Nymphalidae. The record is from the annotation of a GenBank genome assembly.